AUGUUUUUCCUCUCAUUCCACAUCCUCAAUAAGAAUUUUAACUCUUCCCUGGACAAUCCCAGUUCUUCCUACUAUCAAGACUUGAAGAAUUCUAUUAAUGAUCUGUUGCAGCAGACUUACAAAAACAAUGCAUUUGUGACCUUUUACAUACUCCAAUUCAGAAAGGGCUCUGUGAUUGCAGACUGUAUCUUGGUCUUCCAAGAGGGCAGCAUCACAACCAAUGAAGUACAGAAUCUGUUUGCUGAAAAUGUGAAAGAAAGUUACAUAUACAACCUGACUAUUUCACCAUCCGAUAUAAUUGUCCGUGAGUGGAAUUCUGAAGCCACAUCUACUGAUGCUGCUGUGCCAGGCUAUGCCAUUGCUUUGCUUGUGAUAGUCUGUAUCCUGCUCGCUUUGGCAAUUUUCCACCUUGCUGCCCUGGGACUAUCUCAGUUCCGUCGGAAACAUUGUGGACAGCUGGACAUCUUUCCAUCCCAAGAUUCUUACCAUCCCAUGAAUGAGUACCCCCCUUAUCAUACCCAUGGACGAUAUGUGCCCCCAGGCAACAUGAAGCGCAGCCCUUAUGAAGAGAUCUCUCCAGGAAAUGGUGGCAACAGCCUCUCUUAUGUGAACCCGGUGGCCACUUCUGCUAACCUGUAGAGGGACGGUGCCAGCUCUGUGCUCGGGGCCAAGCACUGCCAGGGGCACUUCCCCCAUUUCUUGGUCUCCACCUCUCCCAUUCCCGGAAGGGAAAGCAAGGAGCCCUGAGUGGGUAGUGUCCCAAAGGUCCCUUCUCUGAAGGCUCCUUAGAUGCUCCCCCCCCAUCCAUCUCCAGAUGAAGUUGUAUGAGACUGUGUGCUGCUAUCUUACCCUCAUGCCCUGCCUUUUGGCGGAUGAUGAAACCAGGAUGGGUUAGGGGUGGGGGAAAAGGAAUCUGUAUGUGACUCAAUAAAAUCGAUGACCCCCACAAAUACAGAACAUCUUCGAACCUCUUA
Messenger RNA from Phascolarctos cinereus (koala), 974 nucleotides. RefSeq names its product mucin 1, cell surface associated (gene MUC1). Lineage: Eukaryota; Metazoa; Chordata; Mammalia; Diprotodontia; Phascolarctidae. The record is from RefSeq and is a predicted model, not a curated record.